Acanthoscelides obtectus is the source of this 1022-nucleotide messenger RNA. The record is from the annotation of a GenBank genome assembly. Lineage: Eukaryota; Metazoa; Arthropoda; Insecta; Coleoptera; Chrysomelidae.
CAGAUCCAUUCAUGCAUGCUUCCAACUAUCCUCUCCAAAGUACUUUUCUGUUUCCAACUGGAGGAUCUGCGUCAACAGAUAGCUAGAGAAUCUGGGUUAGGAGAUUUAAGGGUACAAAAACUGGCAACCUUGAAUUAGACAUGCACUUGUUGUAUUACGAACCUGACGUUGAUGCCACUGAUGAUUCUAGAGAAGGUAGUGUCUCUGUUCUUCAAGAUGUUUCACUGCUGAAGAAGGGUGCUCCACCUGUUUUGAUGGCCUUUAGAUGUGACACUGAUGGAUAUUGAAUGUUAUGAGGGAUUCAACUCAGCACAAGUACAUAACGAAGAUAUCCAGUUUUCUAUCGACAGUCCAGUCAAGAAACAACGAGCGUUGGCUUUGACGUACUACAAGGAUUAUAGCUUCAAAGAUAUUAAAUUACUUGAUGAUAAAACAUUUGAAGGUGGAAUGAAGUUCGUCGAGUGGAUGGGAAUUAUACCCGAUGAUCUGUCAGCGAUAUUGAUGCGCCAACCAGAACAUCCAUUUUUGGUUAAAAAUGCCACACUUGAUGACCUUUCUCUAUAUAUGCCCUGUUGGCAGAAGGUAGAAGAAAUAUUAGGCAAGUACUUCAACAACACUGCGUGACUGCGUUACAAGCUGAUCCAUUCAUGCAUGCUUCCAACUAUCCUCUCCAAAGUACUUUUCUGUUUCCAACUGGAGGAUCUGCAUCAACAGAUAGCUAGAGAAUCUGGGUUAGGAGAUUUAAGGGUCACAAAAACUGGCAACCUUGAAUUAGACAUGCACUUGUUGUAUUACGAACCUGACGUUGAUGCCACUGAUGAUUCUAGAGAAGGAGUGUCUCUGUUCUUCAAGAUGUUUCACUGCUGAAGAAGGGUGCUCCACCUGUUUUGAUGGCCUUUAGAUGUGACACUGAUGGAUAUUGAAUGUUAUGAGGGAUUCAACUCAGCACAAGUAAGAACGCUCUUAUCUUCAAUUUAAUUCUCGUAUAUGAACUAUUUAUGCAGGUAACCACCAUUAGUGAC